Cucurbita moschata (crookneck pumpkin) is the source of this 6044-nucleotide messenger RNA. Its product is annotated as phosphoglucan, water dikinase, chloroplastic-like. The record is from RefSeq and is a predicted model, not a curated record. Gene Ontology annotation, biological process: phosphorylation. Gene Ontology annotation, molecular function: starch binding; ATP binding; kinase activity. NCBI's taxonomy places the organism in Eukaryota, Viridiplantae, Streptophyta, Magnoliopsida, Cucurbitales, Cucurbitaceae. The coding region runs from base 481 to 5868 and encodes 1795 amino acids. The transcript has 20 exons.
AUCAGUAAAUCGUGUCAAAAAUUUCUGGAAGGCUGCGGAUUGAUUUUGCGGUUCAUAGCUCUCUCAUCAUCCGCUCCAGAAGGAAAAACAACGUCUAAGCACAUGCGUCGCCUCAGACAGAGUGGACGGAUUGGGAUUUUGGGAAGCGUCUUUUCGCCUUUGGCUUCUAGCUCUGUCUUCUGUAUGCUUAUUGCUUGUCUUUUAUAUGAAAAUUUUUGUAUAAUUAUCAUCAGUUUCGUAAUUGUUGUUAAAUUCAGUGGCUAAGGUGCGAUUCAUUGCCACAUUCAGUCUGGAGAUUGAUUGAUUGAUUGCCUCAUAAUUAGAAAAUAUCUUCCAUCCAUUGCGAACUCGGAAGUACAAUCUCGAGUUAACUCACUUUCUCUAUCUCUGUUUCUGUUCUUUCUCGCUUGAAGCAAUUAACUAUGUUGGGUUUGGAAUGCCUGCAGUGAUAUCAGUGGCACUUCGCUCCUUGGAGGAAUAAUGGGUUCUAUUCGCGCUCCGCAUUGUUCUAUAACUUCUUCGCAUAUUCAUUUGUGUAAUAGGUUCCCAUUCCCACGUACUUUGAAUUGCCACCACCAUCACCAGCUGCAGUGCCGUAAAAACCCUUUUCAUUUGACUAUUUUUUCCGAACCUGGGUGUCUUUCUUCUUUUUGUAAUCAUAAUAGACAGGUCGUCAGUGGGGCUUCCUCUGCUUCUCAAGGAACUAUCAGGGAAGAUGUAGAGCAAAGGAUGACUGGGGAACUGGGAAGUGGCGGGAAGGUUCUUCUGAAGGUGAGGUUGGCUCACCAAGUUGAAUUUGGGGAGUCUGUAGCAAUUCUAGGGUCAUCUGAAGACUUGGGCUCUUGGAAGAAUUGUGUUCUUCUGAAUUGGAGUGAGGAUGGGUGGGUUUGCGAUUUAGAGCUUAAAGGGGAUGAGCGAGUCGAGUUCAAGUUCGUCAUUGUGGGAAAGGAUGGGAGUGUGUUGUGGGAAUCUGGAGAUAACCGGGUUCUCCAUCUGCCUAAGAUAGGGAAAUUUAGCUCAGUUUAUCAAUGGAGUCAAACUGGUGAGGCUGUUGAAAUGUUGCCUUUGGAUGUUGAAGAGGUUAGUGAAGAAGAUGAAAUAUUGCCUUUGGACGUAGAGGAGGUUAGUGAAGGAGAUAAAAUGUUGGCCUUGGAUGUAGAGGAGAUUAGUGAAGAAGAUGAAAUGUUGCCUUUGGAUGUACAGGAGGAUAGUGGAGGAGAUAAGAUGUUGACUUUGAAUGUAGAGGAGGUUAGUGAAGGAGAUAAGAUGUUGCCUUUGGAUGUAGAAGAGGUUAGUGAAGGAGAUAAAAUGUUGGCUUUGGGUGUCGAGGAGGUUAGUGGAGGAGAUAAAAUGUUGGCUUUGGGUGUCGAGGAGGUUAGUGGAGGAGAUAAAAUGUUGGCUUUGGGUGUCGAGGAGGUUAGUGAAGGAGAUAAAAGGUUGGCUUUGGAUGUAGAGGAGGUUAGUGAAGGAGAUAAAAUGUUGGCUUUGGAUGUAGAGGAGGUUAGUGAAGGAGAUAAAAUGUUGGCUUUGGAUGUAGAGGAGGUUAGUGAAGGAGAUAAAAUGUUGGCUUUGGAUGUACAGGAGGUUAGCGAAGGAGAUAAAAUGUUGGCUUUGGAUGUAGAGGAGGUUAGUGAAGGAGAUCAUUUGGAUGUACGGGAGGUUAGUGAAGGAGAUCAAAUGUUGGCUUUGGAUGUAGAGGAGGUUAGUGAAGGAGAUAAAAUGUUGGCUUUGGAUGUAGAGGAGGUUAGUGAAGGAGAUAAAAUGUUGGCUUUGGAUGUAGAGGAGGUUAGUGAAGGAGAUAAAAUGUUGGCUUUGGGUGUCGAGGAGGUUAGUGAAGGAGAUAAAAUGUUGGCUUUGGGUGUCGAGGAGGUUAGUGAAGGAGAUAAAAUGUUGGCUUUGGGUGUCGAGGAGGUUAGUGAAGGAGAUAAAAUGUUGGCUUUGGGUGUCGAGGAGGUUAGUGGAGGAGAUAAAAUGCUGCCUUUGGGUGUUGAGGAGGUUAGCGAAGGAGAUAAAAGGUUGCCUUUGGAUGUAGAGGAGGUUAGUGAAGGAGAUAAAAUGUUGGCUUUGGAUGUAGAGGAGGUUAGUGAAGGAGAUAAAAUGUUGGCUUUGGAUGUACAGGAGGUUAGUGAAGGAGAUCAAAUGUUGGCUUUGGAUGUACGGGAGGUUAGUGAAGGAGAUCAAAUGUUGGCUUUGGAUGUACAGGAGGUUAGUGAAGGAGAUCAAAUGUUGGCUUUGGAUGUAGAGGAGGUUAGCGAAGGAGAUAAAAUGUUGGCUUCGGGUGUCGAGGAGGUUAGUGAAGGAGAUAAAAUGUUGGCUUUGGGUGUCGAGGAGGUUAGUGAAGGAGAUAAAAUGUUGGCUUUGGGUGUCGAGGAGGUUAGUGAAGGAGAUCAAAUGUUGGCUUUGGGUGUCGAGGAGGUUAGUGGAGGAGAUAAAAUGCUGCCUUUGGGUGUUGAGGAGGUUAGCGAAGGAGAUAAAAGGUUGCCUUUGGAUGUAGAGGAGGUUAGUGAAGGAGAUAAAAUGUUGCCUUGGGAUGUAGAGAAGGUUAGUGAAGGAGAUGAAAUGUUGCCCCUGAAAGCAGAAGAGAUUAAUGGGGAUGGAACGUCUCCUUUGGAUGCAAAGGAUUUCACUGAAGGAAAUGAAACGUCGCCUUCGGAUGCAAAGGAGAUCGCUGAAGGAGAUACAAUCUUUCCCUCGGGUGCACUGGAGAUCGCUGAAGGAGAUACAACCUUGCCUUUGGAUGCAAAGGAGAUAAAUGAAGGAGAAGAAACUUUGUCUUUUGAUUCAAAGGGGAUCGAAGAAGGAAAUGAAACGUUGCCACUGGAUGCAGAAGGGGUCAACAAAGGAGAUGAAAUGUUCCCUUUUGAUGUGAGGGGGAUCAACGAAGGAGAUGAAAAGGACAGGGAUGUUGAAGCUGGCAAUGGCCCUUUGGUAGAAGAUGAGGCCAGUCCUUUUGUUGGGCAGUGGAAAGGGAAUCUGGUACACCCCAACCGGGAAUCUGAGGGGAUUUGGGACACUUCUGGUCUUGAGGGGUUAGCUCUACAGUUGGUAGAAGGAGAUAAAAAUGCCAGGAAUUGGAGGAGAAAGCUUGAAGUUGUGCGUGAAUUAUUAGUCGAAAAUGUGCACGCUGAGGAGUGCCUGGAGUCAUUGAUAUAUUCUGCUAUCUACCUUAAGUGGAUAAAUACAGGUCAAAUCCCUUGUCUUGAAGAUGGGGGUCAUCACUGGCCAGAUAGGCAUGCUGAAACUUCUAGGAUUAUAUUUCGCGAACUAGAACGAUCGUUGUCCAAGAAAGAUAUUUCUCCCCAGGCAUCUCUUAUCGUCCGAAAAAUUCAUCCAUGUUUGCCAUCUUUUAAAUCAGAAUUUACUUCAUCUGUUCCUUUAACACGUAUACGAGAUAUUGCUCAUCGGAACGAUAUCCCUCAUGAUCUCAAGCAAGAAAUCAAACAUACAAUACAAAACAAGCUUCAUCGCAAUGCUGGUCCGGAGGACUUAAUUGCCACAGAAGCAAUGCUUACAAGGAUAACCAAGAACCCCGGAGAAUAUAGUCAGGUCUUUAUAGAGCAGUUCAAAAUAUUCUACCAAGAAUUGAAAGAUUUCUUCAAUGCUGGGAGCCUUGCAGAACAACUUGAAUCAAUCAAGGAGUCUGUUGAUGGACAUGGCUUGUCGGCUCUUGCCUACUUCUUGGAGUGCAAAAAGAACUUGGAUGCUGCAGAUGAGUUGGGAAGUUCUUUCCAAAAUCAAGGCACUGACCUGGUUUUGAAAACCAUUCAAUCAUUGAAUGCUUUGAGAGAAAUACUCAUAAGAGGUCUUGAAAGUGGCUUGAGAAAUGAUGCUUCUGAUACAGCAAUAGCCAUGCGACAAAAAUGGCGUCUUUGUGAGAUCGGGCUUGAGGACUAUUUGUUUGUUCUUCUUAGCAGAUUUAUAAAUGUGAUGGAGGCAACAAGGGGUGGUGAUAUGCUGGUAGAAAAUGUGAAGUCAAAGAAUGUAAGCUCUUGGAAUGAUCCACUGGAUGCCCUUAUUUUUGGUACUCAUCAGCUGGGCUUAUCUGGUUGGAAGCCAAAAGAGUGUGUGACUAUCGUAAAUGAGAUUCGUGCUUGGAAGGAGAGAGGUCUCGCUGAAAGGGAAGGAAGUGAAGAUGGCCAAACUAUUUGGGGAUUGAGGCUUAAGGCUACUCUUGAUAGAACAAGGAGGCUGACUGAGGAAUAUUCUGAAGCGCUUCUUCAAAUAUUCCCUGAGAAAGUUAAGAUGCUUGGAAAAGCGUUUGGGAUCCCUGAAAACAGUGUGAGAACAUAUACUGAAGCUGAAAUUCGUGCUAGCGUAAUUUUUCAGGUAUCAAAGCUAUGCACGAUUCUUUUGAAAGCAAUCAGAACCGCACUUGGAUCGCAGGGUUGGGAUGUUCUUGUGCCAGGAUCUGUUGAAGGAACAUUUGUUCAGGUUGAGAGGAUUGUCCCAGGGUCUCUUCCAACAUCCAUAGAAGGGCCUGUUAUUCUUAUGGUUAACAAAGCCGAUGGCGAUGAAGAGAUAACAGCUGCUGGGAGCAACAUAACAGGAGUUGUGCUACUACAGGAACUACCUCAUUUAUCUCAUCUUGGUGUAAGGGCUCGACAAGAAAAAGUUGUAUUUGUUACAUGUGAGGACGACGAAAGAACUUCUGUUCUGCAGAAACUUCUGGGGAAUUUUGUGAGGAUGGAAGCAUCGGCAACUUCUGUUCAUAUAUAUCCUCCAUCAGAUACAAGCACUGAUAAUUUUCCUGCCAGAACUGCUCCAGAUGAGUACGUGUUUAGUUUUGAAAAGUCCAGUAUGCAAGACCCCUUAUUACCUGCCUCUGGAGCUCCAUACCCGACACAGGUGUCGUAUAAUGGAAUUUCUUCUGGAGUGGUACCGCUUGCUGAUGCAGAUGCUCGAAUUGCAGGAGCAAAAGCUGCAGUUUGUGGUCGUUUGGCUUCUUUGGCUGCCAUCUCUGAUAAAGGUUUUACAAGUCUACAGAUUCCAGCUGCAUUUCGAGUUCCUGCAGGUGCAGUGAUUCCAUUUGGUUCUAUGGAAUUAGCACUCACUCAAACUAAUUCCAUGGAAAAGUUCAUAUCUAUUCUGGAACAAAUCGAAACAGCAAAAGUAGGAGUGGAACUAGAUGAACUUUGCAAACAACUCCAUGACUUGGUGUCUUCUCUGCAAUUGACACAAGACAUAAUUGAUAGUUUAGGGACAAUAUUUCCUGAAGAUGCACGCUUAAUCGUCCGUUCGAGUGCAAAUCUCGAGGAUUUGGCUGGCAUGUCAGCUGCUGGACUUUACGAGUCAAUUCCAAAUGUAAGUUUGAGAGAUCCAACUGUUUUUAGAAACGCUGUUAGCAAAGUAUGGGCGUCGUUGUACACUCGAAGAGCAGUUCUAAGCAGACGAGCUGCUGGAGUACCUCAGAAGGAUGCUUUAAUGGCAGUACUGGUACAAGAAAUGCUUUCUCCUGAAUUGUCAUUUGUUCUGCACACAUACAGCCCAACCAACCAAAAUGGCAAGUAUGUUGAGGCUGAAAUUGCCUGUGGACUUGGCGAAACUCUGGCUUCUAGCACCCGUGGCACGCCGUGGCGACUUUCGUUCGGGAAGUUUGAUGGUUUAGUACAAACACUGGCCUUUGCAAACUUCAGUGAAGAACUAAGAGUUCUUGCUGCUUGUCCUGCUGAUGGUCAAAUGGCACGUUUUACUGUAGAUUACAGUAAAAAGCCAUUGUCUAUCGACCCGAAAUUUCGUGAGCAGCUAGGUCGACGUCUUUGCUCUGUUGGGUAUUUCUUGGAAUGCAAGUUUGCCUGCCCACAGGAUGUCGAAGGCUGCGUCGUCGGGGAUGACAUUUAUAUUGUUCAAGCACGCCCGCAGCCAUUGUAGAACGUUCAAUGUUUUUAAUGGCCAAGUUCUUGGAGGCCGAUGAAACGGUGAAGAUAGAAAAUAUCAUUCUGUCUAGGCCUAAAUGUAUAUCGUUAAUCUUAGUAUAAAUGAUUUAACUAAAGUUAUUCUUUGGUUCGAGCUGGCCGAGGAAAUAAUGUCACUCAAUCAUUAUCAAA